UCGGGCCUUCCACCUUCCUCUCCCAUAGAAACCCUAAUAUGCACCGGUGAACGACUACAUUCUCCCCUCUCCGAUGGCGAGCCCGUAAUUAUUUGUCGAGGCAGUGGCGUUAAUCACCCCCGUCUAUAUCGUGUGUACGUCAAACGAACACCGCGCUCUCUCUCUCUCUCUCUCUCUCCAACCCCACACCAAACCCUGACUCCCCUUCCCGACGAAACCCUAACCCUAGACUUCUCGUAACCCUAAAUUUCCUCCGCUGAUAUGGCCUGCGAGAGCUGAUCCCCUCUCUCACCAUCGGCCGCCCGAGCCUCCGGCAGCGAAGCGAUGUCGCUGGACGGCGCAGUCGAGAGGAGGGAGGGGUCGCCGGCGGGCAACGGGAACGGGAAUGGGAACGGGCCGGUGAUGGCGCCUCCGGCGAGGCCGACGUACGGGGACCGGCGGCUGAGGCUGAAUCCGAACACGGAGCACAAGCCGGAGCGAUACGACGACGUGCAGUCAGAGUUUGACCCCGCCAUCUUCAGCUCCCUGGAGCGGCACCUACCGCCGAGCAUGCUCGAGGUGCCGCGCGACGCCAAGGUGCAGUUCAUGAAGGAGAUCCUCGCUCGGUACUUGCCAGAGGGGGAACGAAACAGGGUUCAGAGGCAUAAAGAAUACAGGCACAAACUAAUGUUGGCUUAUCAGCCUUUACAUAAGGAACUCUACAAUCUGCAUCCAUCAGCUUUCUUUGUGCCAUCAUUUCUUAAAGCGGUCAAUGACAACCCAGAGGAGAGCUUUAGAAAUAUAUUAUCUGAACCCUCACCUGGAAUUUAUACAUUUGCUAUGCUUCAGCCAAGUUUCUGUGAGCUGCUAUUAGAUGAGGUAGAAAAUUUUGAAAAGUGGGUUAAUGCAGUUAAGUUUAAAAUAAUGAGACCAAAUACAAUGAAUAAGUAUGGUGCUGUGCUUGAUGAUUUUGGCCUGGAAACCAUGCUUAAUAAGCUUAUGGAAGAAUUCAUAUCACCAAUAGCUAGAGUAUUUUUCCCUGAGGUUGGUGGAUCUACUCUGGAUUCACAUCACGGUUUUGUCGUUGAAUAUGGGAAGGACAAGGAUGUUGAAUUAGGUUUCCAUGUGGAUGAUUCAGAAGUUACUUUAAAUGUGUGUUUGGGGAAAGAUUUUUCUGGGGGUGAAUUGUUCUUUCGGGGUGUUCGAUGUGAUAAACAUGUGAACACGGAGACACAACCAGAGGAAAUUUUAGAUUAUUCUCAUGUCCCUGGUCAAGCUGUACUUCAUCGUGGCCGUCAUCGGCAUGGUGCUCGCCCCACAACUUCUGGACACAGGAUCAAUAUGCUUUUGUGGUGUAGAAGUUCAGUCUUUAGAGAGAUGAAGAAAUAUCAAAAGGAUUUCUCUAGCUGGUGCGGUGAGUGUCAGCGCGAGAAGAAAGAACGGCAGCGUCAGUCGCUUGCUGCCACCAAGAUGGCAUUUCUUAAGGGCUGUGGAGGAUCAAAUAUAUAAGGUGCUUUUGUUUGUAUCCAAAAUUGGGUGGUUGUAAAGUAGCGUGCUUGUCACCCAGAUUGACCUUUGAUUUGUCUAAGGUGGUUAUCUUGUUUCUUUAGAUUGUUGUAAUCACUGAGGAUAUUUGUAUAUGCCACAGUUUAUCUAUAUGAAUGUCUUAUAUUGCUCGCAGGAAUCUGACCAUACCGGUAGCUUCAGCUUUGUUUGUUGAAUUGGACCAGCCUUCUUUAAGUUAUAGCGGUCGGUCGGUAGCAUUUUUUGGAAAAUAAUCCAUUUUGUGCCACAAAAACAGUGUUGGAAAUUUCUAUGGUCUCACUGAUCGGUUGGACUAUGUUCCUAUUGUAACUGUUAUUAGUGGCUCAUACAUUGUGGGAAGGAAUUCCAGGUAUAAUGCCUGAGAAAUUCCAUCAAAAGAUUUCUGUGAAUUGGAGAAAUGCUAGCAAGAAUUAGUGGGUAAAUUUUUGUAGUCCUUUGAACAUGCCACCUCUGCAUUUUUAA
Messenger RNA from Musa acuminata subsp. malaccensis (wild Malaysian banana), 1986 nucleotides. Its product is annotated as 2-oxoglutarate and iron-dependent oxygenase domain-containing protein CP2. Lineage: Eukaryota; Viridiplantae; Streptophyta; Magnoliopsida; Zingiberales; Musaceae. The record is from RefSeq and is a predicted model, not a curated record. Gene Ontology annotation, molecular function: iron ion binding; L-ascorbic acid binding; oxidoreductase activity, acting on paired donors, with incorporation or reduction of molecular oxygen.